CUUAUAAAUAUCCCUCUACAACCGGCCGCAUGCUGUUGUGCCACUGGCAACAUCAGCUCUGCGGACCGAUUUUCAGAGCAAGAAGAGAUGGAGGAACGCGUCAACGGUCUACCAUUGUAUUAAAAGGAAAUACCGAUUAUCUUUAUACUUCAACCUACUUGCCAUACUUUUGAUACACUUUUUCCCCGCAUUUUCUCAAUUUACAUUGACCCAACACAUGCGUUAUAACAACUUCAAUAGGUUAUAUCUCGUCGAGACGACACCUUGCGAGUACCAGGACGGGUUGAUUUUUGCACUGUUGUAUGUUCUUCUGUCAAGAACCGCGAUGCAACUGCUCAGCGAAGCCCACCUUGAUCUUGAGAUAGAGAAAUCAAAGACGGAUUUCUGCUGAGCGCGGUACUGGCCACAGUUGGAAAGCUCGCAGCGCUCUGAUGCGGUAGAGGUGUGCGCUAACCCACAGGCUACACGUCUGUUCUGCACAACUGGAGAUAGCGAGCUAGCUGGUUGUAGUUUGUUUUUGCUUCAAGGUUUUUAUAUUAAACCUUGAUUGGCAUUUAAUGGCCACAAUUCGGUCUUUUUCGUUUGGACAAUUGUAACUUUACGCGCGUUUAGUAUGCGUUUAUUGUGAAGUGAUUGGUAAUAUCAUACAUUGCCUACUGCUGCUGUCUGCUCCCCGCUGCCCGUAUAACGGAUUUUACAGAUUAGUUCACUUCCAUGGUUGAAUGGAUUUCCAGGUACAAUUUGAAAUACUGUGCUGAAACUGGGAUCACAAAACUACUACGUUUCCCAAUAUUUAGGCCACAAGUACUUAAGUGUGCAAGCCUAUAUAUCCAAUAUUUAGGCUUUUUUUUCAUGUUUAUAUUGCCUUUCCGUUAUAUUUAAAUAUACUUUCCAAGGCCGCUGUUAUCUUUUUUUGGUCAAGAUUUCAAGACGCUGCUGUAGUCUACUUUUAGAGUUCACAAUGAACUACUGCGUUUUAAGUCUUCUCCUGACCAUGGAUUUAGCCACUGUGGCCGUCAGUUUGUCUACAUGCAGUACGCUGGACAUGGAUCAGUUUAUGAAAAAGCGCAUAGAAGCCAUCCGUGGACAGAUACUGAGCAAGUUGAAGCUCACGAGCCCCCCGGAGACAUAUCCCAAGCCCGAGGAGGUGUCGCGGGAUAUCAUCGCCAUCUAUAACAGCACGAGAGACCUGUUGCAGGAGAAAGCCAACGAUCGGGCGGCGACGUGUGAGCGCCAACGAAGCGAGGAGGAGUACUACGCAAAAGAGGUUCACAAAAUCGACAUGCAACCCCCCUACCCCUCUGAGAAUGUUAUCUCUCCCACGCACUACAACCCGUACUACAGACGGCUCACCUUCGACGUGACCUCCAUGGAGAAGAAUGCCUCUAACCUGGUCAAGGCUGAGCUACGAGUCUUCCGCCUCCAGAACCCCAAGGCCCGCGUGUCUGAACAGAGGAUUGAAAUGUACCAGAUUUUGAGUCACAAGGACCUGGCAUCCCCGACGCAGCGCUACAUUGACAGCAAGGUGGUGCGCACGCGCACGGAAGGGGAGUGGCUGUCUUUUGACGUGACAGAGGCAGUCAGUGAAUGGUUGCUUCAUAGAGACAGAAACAGUGGAUUCAAGAUCAGCUUGCACUGUCCGUGCUGUACGUUUGUGCCCUCAAACAACUACAUCAUCCCCAAUAAGAGUGAGGAGCUGGAAACCCGCUUUGCAGGUAUAGAUGACAGCUUCCACCACAGCGGAGACCUGAAGGUGUAUCGGAAGCGGCGCCACAGCGCCCAGGCUCCACACCUGCUCAUGAUGCUGCUGCCCUCCUACCGCCUAGAGUCCCAGCACAAGAGCCACCGCUCCAAACGAGCCCUGGAUGCUGCCUUCUGCUCCAGAAAUGUCCAGGAUAACUGCUGCUUGCGGUCGCUCUACAUCGACUUCAAGAAAGAUCUGGGCUGGAGGUGGAUCCAUGAGCCCAAGGGCUACAAUGCUAAUUUCUGCGCCGGGGCCUGUCCCUAUCUAUGGAGCGCUGACACCCAGCAUUCCAAGGUGCUAGGCCUGUACAACACCAUCAACCCGGAGGCGUCAGCAUCGCCCUGCUGUGUGUCUCAGGAUCUGGAACCUCUCACCAUCCUCUACUACAUCGGCAAGACCCCCAAGAUAGAGCAGCUCUCCAACAUGAUCGUCAAGUCCUGCAAGUGCAGCUAGGAACUGUGCAUAUUCAGUCACACACACACACACACACUUGGAUACACACACAUUCAGUCACACACACAUGCACACACGCGUGUAUGCACCCACCCACCCACACAUAUAAAUACACAUACUGUACAUAUACACAUACACACAUUCAUCAACAAACACAUACUGUACAUUCACACAGUCAGUCACACUAUUAGUCUCCUGCACUAUUGUACAGACAUAUUUGAUCUCCUACAAGCACAAGUGGAAAAGGUGCUGAGCAGAUCUAGGUACAGAAAACAUGUCUCCCGAAACAUCCAUGCGCACACACACACACACACACACACACACACACACACACACACACACACACACACACACACACACACACACACACACACACAACACACACACACAC
Oncorhynchus nerka (sockeye salmon) is the source of this 2588-nucleotide messenger RNA. Its product is annotated as transforming growth factor beta-2 proprotein-like. Gene Ontology annotation, cellular component: extracellular region. The record is from RefSeq and is a predicted model, not a curated record. The transcript is spliced from 7 exons. The coding region runs from base 962 to 2197 and encodes 411 amino acids. Gene Ontology annotation, biological process: transforming growth factor beta receptor signaling pathway; regulation of cell population proliferation. NCBI's taxonomy places the organism in Eukaryota, Metazoa, Chordata, Actinopteri, Salmoniformes, Salmonidae. Gene Ontology annotation, molecular function: growth factor activity; cytokine activity; transforming growth factor beta receptor binding.